Messenger RNA from Osmia lignaria (orchard mason bee), 3660 nucleotides. The record is from RefSeq and is a predicted model, not a curated record. NCBI's taxonomy places the organism in Eukaryota, Metazoa, Arthropoda, Insecta, Hymenoptera, Megachilidae.
UGUGUGUGUGUGUUAUUUCUACUUAGGCGUCGUUUGAAGAAGGCAGCGUAUCUUGCGGUAGGUCAGAGCACCUGUACCGUAGACGAUGCAGGUACCACCUCUUCCGAAAUGCUCCGACACUCGCCUGUUGCGACUGAUUAUUCUGCGAUUGAAGAACCUUCCACUUCUUAUGAGCUGCUGCCACACUCGCCUCCUGCUGACGAUUUUUCUGUGAUUGAAGAACCUUCCACCUGUUAUGAGAUGCUUCCACACCCGCCUGCUGCGAAUGAUUUUUCGACCGUGGAAGCGUAUGAAGAAAACGUGGAAGAAAUUGAGGCGUAUGAAGAAAUCGUGGAAGAAAUUGAAGCGUAAGAAGAAAUCGUGGAAGAAAUUGAAGCGUAUGAAGAAAACGUGGAAGAAAUUGAAUCUGAUUUAGAAGAUUACGCAUUAAUAAAAACAGCAGAACCACCGCAGUUGGAAGAAAAAUCAGUUUCUAGCGGGAUAGAUUUCGUCGAUUUUCAACAUGUUUUCAAGCAAAUAAUACAGCUUGGAAAACAUUCAAGUAUCGGCUGUGGCGUGGAACACUUCCAAAUAAUUGGAUGUCAACAAAACGGACUUGAAAAAAAGUACAAAGUAAAAUGCCAAAUGUGUAAUCACGUUGAGUGCGUAUCGUGCCUUCAGAACAGUGAUAACACGAUGGACAUCAACCGCAGCGCUGUUUCCGGUACAAUGAUGACAGGCGGCGGAUACAAUCAACUAGAAGAAAUACUUUCUGGCAUGAACGUGUCCUGCAUGAGCAAGAGAAUUUACGAAAAAUGCCAAGAUGAAAUAAUCGAUGCGUUCGAAUUGGCUGCGCAACGAGAAAUAGAAGACGCAGGGACAUUAGAAAAAGAGCUAGCCAUAGCAAGAGGCGAUAUGCUUCCAGGCUGUAAUAUACCAUGCAUUCCAGUUGUCGCAGAUGGCAGCUGGAUGAAGAGAUCAUACCGUGGAGGUGAUUACAACUCUCUGUCUGGUGUAGGAGCCAUCGUGGGAUACCACACCAAAAAGGUGUUCUACAUCAAUGUAAAAAAUAAAUUUUGUAUAAUUUGCCAAACCGCUGCCAAGAAGAAGGAAGAGGCACGGCAGCAUCGUUGCUUUAAAAAUUGGGGUCGUAACCAGAAUUCAACUGGUAUGGAAAGUGCUGCUAUUGUAGACGGAUUUAAAUGCAGCAUACAAAUGCACGGCCUGAUAUAUUCAAUAUUAGUUGCCGAUGGAGAUAGCAGUGUGUACAAAAAGAUAUUGGACAAUGAUCCAUACAAAGAAUAUAUGGUGCAUGUACGAAAAAUUGAAUGUACCAAUCACCUGCUACGCAACUUUAGUAGAAAAAUAAAUGAGAUCGCCACAAAAAGCCGCUUCAAAGAACUACGAGCUAUUGUAAAAGAGAAUGCCCUGCGUCUGCGCACUGGUGUGAAAAAAGCUGCAGAAUACCGAUUCAAAGAGAAAGUAACACUCGCUGAUCAAAUAAAAAAUUUAAAAACAGAUAUGAAAAAUGUAGCGAGUCAUGUUUUCGGUGAACAUCAGGAGUGUCAACGACUAGCAUACUUUUGCAACAAAUACUCUGACCCGAACGGAGUGAACUAUGUUCCACAAUUGAAAGAAUGCGGUAUUUAUCAAAGCAUUGAAGAAGCAAUGCAACCGCUCUUUCCUCAAGCUGAAAGCUUGUUAUAUGGAUUAAAUAAUAAUGCAGUGGAGAGUUUCAAUAACAUAAUUGUGAAAUUCAUCGGUGGCAAAAGAAUAAACUUUGGACUCAAGGGCUCGUAUCAGGGUAGAGUCUCUGCUGCUGUUCUUCAUUUCAAUUCAAGAGAGUCGUUCAGCCGAUUGAGUACUGCUAUGAACAAGGAACCGACAGCCAUCGUACAAAAUAUGGAACAACGACGUAAGCAUGCAUCGCAAAUGGCAGCGAAAUAUAAGCAAAAUGCCAAAGCAUGUUCUUCUCGAUACGAAAAGCAAUCGUGCGACAAAGAUUACGGCCCCACGGCAGAAAAACCAGAUAUGGAAGAAGCAGUAUUCUCUUCUGAGUGUGAGAGGCACAUGCUUACACUCCUUCAGUGGCAAACGAUGAGACAUAAAAUUGAAGCAGAAACUCGCGAUCAGGCCAAGAGCGAAAAAUGGAUAGCCUACCGUAAAAAAUUAUUAACUGCAUCGCAUUUCGGCAAGGUAUGCCGAUUGAGAAAGAAUACACCAAGAGGAAAUACGAUAAAGAGUAUAAUGUAUCCGCAAAUUCAAUAUUCGCGUUCCCUUGAAUACGGAAGAGAGAACGAGGCAAAUGCCUUGAAACAAUUGGAAACGGAAAUGGGAAUCCAUAUUCUACCGUGUGGUUUAUUCAUCGAUGCCGUUGUGCCUUAUUUAGGUGCAACUCCUGACGGCCUCGUGGACGAUGAUACUAUCGUCGAAGUGAAAUGCCCUGAAUCGGCGAAGGAUUUAUCGCCUGCUGAAGCAAUAGAGCAACUUCCUGCAAUACGGCGUAUUUUCCGGGGUGAUGAAAUGAAUAAAAUUCAUCAUUACUAUUAUCAAGUGCAAGGACAGUUACACAUAACGAAUAGACAAUGUGCUCUAUUCUGUUUAUGGACAAAGAAGGGAAUAAAAAUUACAAAAGUAUAAAGAGACGACAGAUUCUGGGCAACAGAAAUGGAGCAAAAACUGAAAAGGUUUUAUGAAGACUCCAUGUUGCCAGAAAUUAUAGACAGCAGAUUUAAUCGGCAGCAACCUAUUAGAGAGCCUGCAUACAUAAAACAGAGCAACAAUACAUGUACCAGUACACAAGAAAGUACAUGUGACGACGUACAUAAAAAUCAGAAUUGCACCGACGAGUGCACACACCACACAUGAUGAGGUGUAUAAUAAACGAUUGCAAUAUAAGGUCGCAAUGCACCUGCGGGUGCACACAGCUCAUAUGAUGAGCUGUUCUACAGUCUAUUCAGACUACACUCGGCGGUGCACACACCACACAUGAUGAGGUGUAUAAUAAUAUCUUUGACGGGGGUGGUGGUGGAUCUCUUCACACUCUCCUAUUAAUUUUUACUUUCAGCUACUUCUUUAUUUUAUCGGAAGGGAAAACAAUUUAUAAUCUGGGAGGAAACGGGAAUACACGUGUAUAAAAAGGUAAGUACAAUGCCUCUAUUUUUAUUACCUGUACGUGAAUUCAUUUAUAAUCAUUAUCAUGUUGUAUUUAUUUAUUUAGGAGGUCCGCAAUAAAUGCACAGAAGUACAAAUGUGGAGAGUGAAGAGGACUGUCUUUGACGGGAGUGGUGGUGGGUCUCUUCACACUCUCCUAUUAAUUUUUACUUUCAGCUACUUUUCCUUACUUUGCAAGGGAAGAGAACAAUUUUUUCAUAUCAAAUGGAAAUAUGUAUGACAGCGUAAGUAUGACACAUACUUUUAGGUACAAAAGUACAAAUGUGGAGAGUGAAGAGGACCGUCUUUGACGGAGGUGGUGGUGGGUCUCUUCACACUCUCCUAUUAAUUUUUACUUUCCUAAUAGUGGAUUCAUCAGGAAGUAUCAAACCAGGGUGUACAGCAUGAUAGUACAAGCGAUUCGGAAUCGUCUCAACCAAAUUGUAUACAUAAUGUUUGUUCAAUAAUUGCUUUCAAUUAUCUUAUAAGUGUAUGGAGUUCAUGUUCUACUGUAUUAUUUCAUUAAUA